Molecule: messenger RNA, 915 nt
Organism: Penicillium verrucosum
Lineage: Eukaryota; Fungi; Ascomycota; Eurotiomycetes; Eurotiales; Aspergillaceae
Product: TatD family hydrolase
Exons: 2
Coding region: 1-915 (304 amino acids)
Cellular component (GO): cytosol
Molecular function (GO): 3'-5'-DNA exonuclease activity
Source: RefSeq, a predicted model, not a curated record
AUGAAGUUCUUCGAUGUUGCCGUCACUUUCACUGCAGACCAAUUUCAAGGCAUCUACCGAGGAAAGCAGUAUCACGAGCCAGAUUUUGCAGAAGUCCUGAAAAGAGCCCGAGAACAUGGAUGUGAAAAGACCAUGCUCACCACCAUGAAUCUGGAAGGCGCGAAACAAAAUCUGCAAGCAGUGAGGGAGUUCCCCACGAUGUGCAAAAUGACCUUAGGCGUGCAUCCCUACCAUGCCACCGAAAUCUAUGAACAGCCCGAGUCACAGUAUCUCAACGAGCUGCGCGAACUGGGCGAAACUCUUAUGGCUGAGCACCCCUCACCUCUUGCUGCAUUUGGGGAAAUCGGCUUGGACUACGAGUACCUGGAUCGGGCCGAUAAGCAGACGCAGCAACGUGCAUUCCGCGAGCAAUUAGAGUUGGCCGUGCAAUUCCAAUUACCGUUGUUCUUGCAUGUUCGUGAAUCAGCUGAAGACUUUAUUUCCAUCAUCAAGCCUUUUCUGCCAAGACUGCCGCGUGGGGGGCUAGUGCAUUCUUUUGCGGGGACGAAGGGGGAGAUGCUCCAGCUUGUGGAACUAGGUCUUGAGAUUAGUGUGAACGGUGUCUCGUUCCGGACGGAUGAACAGUUGGAAAUGGUUAGAAGCAUCCCAUUGGACAAGUUGCAACUGGAAACCGAUGCCCCGUGGUGUGAGGUCUUGUCUAAUGAUCCCAAAAUCACGGGAUAUCUGGAAACUGCGAGGCCUUUGCCGGCGAGUCGGAAGCAUAACAAGUUUAUCUUGGGGCAAAUGGUCAAGACACGCAAUGAGAGUUGUUUUAUGGAGCAGGUGGGAUUAGUUGUGGCGGGUUUGAAGGGCGUUGCUAUGGAAGAAGUGGUAGAGGCCGCUUGGAAUAAUAGCAGUCGGAUGUUUUGGUUAUGA